Effrenium voratum is the source of this 2881-nucleotide messenger RNA. The record is from the annotation of a GenBank genome assembly. Lineage: Eukaryota; Dinophyceae; Suessiales; Symbiodiniaceae.
CCCAUCUCCGCAAUCAUCCCAGUUGUGCGGGCGUAAUUGACUGCAUGUCUCUCGCUGAAUCAGCUAAAGCGUGAAUGCCACGCCGUCCUUGGCACAGUUGCACUUGCGUCCCUUCCUUGUCCUCAUUGGCCUUCGGUGCACCAAAAGUUGGUGGGGUGCAACCGGCAAAUGGAAUGCUGGGCCACGCCGAGAGCAUUGGCCUCACUUGGUUAGCAGAGGAGCAUCGCUUUGCUUGGACGGACUUGAUUGCGGAGCUGCAAGCCAAGCUACUUGCUGUGGAGCAGCCCGAGGAGCUCGACUUUUCCAAGAUUACUGCCACCGCGCAGCCGUUUUUGCCAGAGGCGGAAGAUCCUUCGCCUAUUUUUCCCGAACUUGAGCUAACUCCUCGCGAUGCGAGGCUCAAGGUCACACUCACAGGAUUUGACAGGACUAUCUCCGUGAGCGAUUCUGGCGAUGAGAACCCCACGCCUGAUCUACAAAAGGCAGUGCAGGUUGCGAAGCACCACGCAGUUUCCGAAAACGUCGAGGUCCUCCACGACACUUCGCCUACCCACUCCAGCAAACUGGGGAGCAGGAAAUCGUCCAACUUUUUAGCAAAUUAUCUCGGCGAGAUGAGCGCAAACCGCCCGCUGAUGAAGCGCGUGAAGUUCUAUUUGGACUAUGCAGCCGGCAUGCUUGUGCUCCUGAACACCGUCACGAUGCUGCUGGAGUUUCAGCUGGAAGGCCACCUGACGGGCCAACAAAUUGGCACGGUGGAUGCCGGGGAAGCCGAUUACGGCGAUGUGCUGGCCGUGCUCAGGGCCAGCGACGGCGUCUUUGUGUUCAUUUUUUUGGUGGAGUGGCUGCUCCGCCUUUUCAUCGACCGGGCUGCAUUUGUUACGGACUUCGCCGAUUGGUUCGACACGCUGUGCGUCUGGUCCGGCGUGGUUGAUUUCAUUCUUCGUGUGGGGCUCGCCCAGCAGCACACCGCUUCGCGCAGCGUGGUUAUCCUGCGACUGAUGCGGGCGCUGAAGUCGCUGCGUGCCAUCAGGAUGGUGCGGAGUCUGCGAUUCUUUCGAGGGCUGCGGGUGCUGGUGCAAGCCUGCCAGUGCUUUUUGCCGUCGCUCUGCUGGUCAAUGGUUCUUCUCGGGGUUUUCAUGACCAUGGGUGCGCUGAUGAUGGGCAACCUGCUGCAGGCAUUCAUCACAGAUGAAGCUUUGUUGCUGGAUGAUCGCAAAUGGCUGUGGGAGCGCUAUGGCACUGCCUUUCGUGCCACGUACACGCUGUUUGAUGUGUACAUCACUGUGGUCGUAUUCGCGGUCAUACGUGUGAUCAGCGCCGUGUUCCUGAAGGACACUUUUGACGCUGCCCAGAACGACGCUGAGAACCAGGUCACUGACAAGAUGCGGGUGAAGGCGCAGUACGUCAACAAGUUGCACGCGAUCUUUCAAGCCAUCGAUGAGUCCGGGACCGGGAUGAUCACACAGGAAAGGCUGGUCAGCAUCCUUGAGAACCCGAAGGUGGCUGCCUACUUUGAGACGCUGGGCGUGGAUGUCCACGAAGGCCGCGCGCUCUUCCAUCUUCUAGACACGUGCGCCAGCAGGGCCUGCACAACCGGCACCUACAACGCCUGCAGCGCCAGCAGCGCCUGCGCAACUGGCGCGACCGGCAGCCCAGCAGCACGCACCUACAACGCCUGCAGCGCCAACAGCGCCUGCGCAACCGGCGCAACCGGCAGCCCGGCAGCACGCACCUGCCACACCUGCAGCGCCAACACGGCGAGCCAGACAGCACCCGGCUGCUCUACAGCAAGCACCAGUAACACCUGCGGCGGCUACACCAGCCUCAGCAGCAGGGGGCUCGCCAACACGGCGAGCCAGACAGCGCGCCGGCUAAGCCGGCGCCCGCAGCGUGCCUCUAACCCGAGCUCGGUUGAUGGCACAGGCAAAUUCUUCUUCUUCCAUCUUCCAGCGCCAACACGGCGAGCCAGACAGCACCCGGCUGCUCUACAGCAAGCACCAGUAACACCUGCGGCGGCUACACCAGCCUCAGCAGCAGGGGGCCCGCCAACACGGCGAGCCAGACAGCGCGCCGGCUAAGCCGGCGCCCGCAGCGUGCCUCUAACCCGAGCUCGGUUGAUGGCACAGGCAAAUUCUUCUUCUUCUUCUUCCAUCUUCUAGACAACGGAGAUGGAGAAGUUACGCUAGAGGAGUUCAUUGAUGGGGUCAUGAGGUGCAAGGGGGCGGCCCGAGCCAUUGACCAGGCAGGCGCAGCAUCGUUGAGGUGCUGAAUGAGGCAUUUGCUUUUCUAGCAGCUCUAGCUGCUGAGUCCGGUGCUUGAUCUUGCAAGUUGACAGUUUUGCGCCGGAGUUGCUGCUGCGUAUUUUUUUGGCUUGGCAGCACAUUGGGCAUCGUCCGCGGGCCUGAAGAUCACGCAGCGUUGCAGUAAAUCCUGGCUUUGGGCGAGCCAAAGGAGGGCCAUGUGUUGCUUGUGACGCCCGCUCAGGUGGCGAUGCACGCGGACUUGAAGAUGCUUGACAGGAAAUUGACCAAGCUCUACCGCGCCCUGCGAUCAGAUCACCCCCGCGAGCAGAGCAAGCCAAGGCCCCAAGCCCAGCACAUGAAGGUGUUUCUCCGUGGCAGGCACGCUUCGAUGUGAGUGUGCUCGAAUCUGCUUCGGCAUUGCUUCGGGUUGCCGCUCGGCAUCAAGCACUUUACCCCGCCUUGCGUGGUGAUUGUGGCUGAAGUUGCUUUGCCCGAGCUGUUGCCUUUGCCCACUACGGUGCCCACAAGUAAAUGUGUGGAGGGCCCGAGGCUCACGGCGUGACAGGUAGUGGUCUUUGGUCAAUCGGCUUGGUUAAAGUGCUGGGAACACACAAGUUUUUUUUGUGUGGUUAUGCGCU